Aphanomyces invadans is the source of this 1756-nucleotide messenger RNA. RefSeq lists its product as hypothetical. Bases 22 to 1569 code for a protein of 515 amino acids. Lineage: Eukaryota; Oomycota; Saprolegniomycetes; Saprolegniales; Verrucalvaceae. The record is from RefSeq and is a predicted model, not a curated record. The transcript is spliced from 2 exons.
AUCUUUGCCAGAUCCAAGGGCAUGCCUCGAAACAUCCUGCGCCACGCGGUCUUGUGCACAGCAACUGCAUGCGCCACUCACGUGCAAGACCCUGUGGAAAUUCUCUUGUUUCCUGUCUUCUUUGGUGAGUCGCCACUGGUUGUCCCUUUGCCAGUUGGGCCGACGCAUAUCGAGACCACAACUAUGGCGGAACACAUAAGCAACUACUGCGUUCAACACCGUCUGUCCCGAGCUACAUGUAACGUUGUAGUUGAUGGAGUUUCGGGCGCAUGGGAUGCCCUGCAUCAGUUCUCGUUCCUUCGCAUCGACGACGAGAGAGCCACUUGGUCAGUCGUUCCGUCGUCACCACUUGAAAUGGCCACGUCAAUUUGCAACUACCUCAGCCACACGGUCGCGCCAAUGCCAGCCGCUCAACGCGACAGCUGCAUGAUGACGUUGAAGCUCGAGUUUUCGCGAACGACGGCGUGGCUCCAGUAUCGUCAACGCAACGACGAGACUGUUAUCCACGACGGCCAAACCCUGGCACAGCCAACGAUGUUGUACCAGCCGCCGCGAACGCUCAUUUCCGAACGCAGCGCUCAGUGUCACAUCAAUCAAGAGCAUGGUAACCACACAAUCAGUUCAGUGUCAAUGGCACACACUGAUCCGUGGCCGUUGUGUCUCGGGCCUGCGUUCAACACCGCGGGGGACUCAGAGCUGACGACCCUCGCAUCGCCAUCACUAAAAUCUGCUCUUCCAACUGGCCCUGUCGAGCUCCAGCCAGAACCAGCCUUCCAUUCUCAUGACGUGGUAAUUGCAACUACUACGGUGACGUCUUUCCAGACUAAAUCGAACAAAAUGCGCCAUGACCAACAAAACGCAACACCACCGUCUCCAAUGCCUACAUUGCGCCGGACAAGACCCAAAGAAGUCGCCAGGAGAGGCCAGGUGAGCCUUAGUGCUCAGCCAACCAUGGCGGCACCUCAAGAGCCGUGGUCCUCGUCCAUUCCAUCGAUUGUCUCGAUAUGGAUCGCGCCGGUUGUAGUGAUCGCAGGCACAGCAUUGGCUUACAUGCGAGUCCAUGAUGCACAUACGGCCCAACUGACCAGCCUUCACAGCGAGAACGCGAAGCUUCAAGCAUCGCUUGACCAGCUCUUCAAGGCGCUUCAGGACUCCAUCGUCUGCACAGAGACAGUGCAUGCCGAUCAUGCUGCGAAAGUACAACAAUUGGAAAGCGAGGUGGCGAAAUUGACUCGAGUUCUGGACGACCUCCGUGCCGCCAAACCAGACCAUAGUACUGACACCCUCGUGCAUUCCACGUCGUGUACAAAUUUGAUACCCGACACAACGGACGCCAUGCAGCGCCUGACUGGAUCGACCAGUGUCUUCAUACGUCGUCUCAGUGGUUCCUUGGUGAGCUAUACUGCUGUGCUUUCAUCUCGAUUGAAGGAACGUCGAAAUAGGCAGUCGAUGGAGCAAGGGAAGGGCGAAAGAAGAGCCCAUUUCGAAUGGCAGCAGCGUCCAUCAUGGCCUUUGGACUUCAUCCCCAGCGGAGGACCUCGACUGAAGACGCAAGUACGACCGACGUAGCUGUGGCAUAGCUAUCUGUCCCGAUCAAACCCAACUCAAUCCACUCAUAGAAAAGACUCAACGUUGGGGACACCACCGAAGCCCCAACAGCACUCACGCAAGUAGCCCACAGCAAUUAUUACGUUAAGAGAAUAUCUGGUUGACGUGUCUGCGUGCUGACUCGGAUCCGCUCGUGUAACCAUGCCAG